This is a messenger RNA of Solea senegalensis (Senegalese sole), 1847 nucleotides long. RefSeq names its product melanocyte inducing transcription factor a (gene mitfa). Gene Ontology annotation, biological process: regulation of transcription by RNA polymerase II; melanocyte differentiation. Lineage: Eukaryota; Metazoa; Chordata; Actinopteri; Pleuronectiformes; Soleidae. Gene Ontology annotation, molecular function: DNA-binding transcription factor activity, RNA polymerase II-specific; protein dimerization activity; RNA polymerase II cis-regulatory region sequence-specific DNA binding. The record is from RefSeq and is a predicted model, not a curated record. Gene Ontology annotation, cellular component: nucleus. Bases 217 to 1386 code for a protein of 389 amino acids. The transcript has 9 exons.
CCGCUACAACAAGCACUCCAAGAGUUGCCCCCCUCUGCUGGCCGUGACGUCACAAGUCCAGCUCAGAGAGCCGCUGGUGUUUGCCCAUCGGCAGGGUCAAGAGCGCAAGGAAGACCGAGAAGAGAGAACCAGGGACUUUAUACAACCCAGCACCCAACACUCCUACACCAUCCAUGUAAGCCUUCCUUCAUCUGGCCUACUGAGAGCCAGUCGCCCAUGGAAGUUCUCAAGGUGCCGUCUCACCUGGAUAAUCCCUCCAAGUACCACAUCCAGCAGCCUCAGAGGCAGCAGGUGAGGCAGUUUCUGUCCUCUACCCUGGGUGGUAAAGCUGGCAGUCAGUGUCCUAGUCAGCCUCCCGAGUACGGCAUGCCGCCUGGAGCCAGGAGCAGCGCCCCUAACAGUCCCAUGGCUCUGCUCACACUCAGCUCCAACUGUGAAAAAGAAAUGGAUGAUGUCAUUGAUGAUAUCAUUAGCUUAGAGUCCAGUUAUAAUGAAGAUGUGCUUGGACUGAUGGACCCAGGACUUCAAAUUAACAACCCGCUCCCCGUAUCUGGAAACCUUGAUGUGUACGGCAAUCAAGGACUUCCACUCCUGGGCCUGGCCAUCAGCAACUCCUGUCCACCAAACAUUAAAAGGGAAUACACAGCUCCUGGCAUGAAGCAAGUACUGGACAAGUCUGGAUCCUGUGGUCACUAUGAAAACUAUCAAAGGCCAGAGGGUUUUCCAGUAGAGGCUGAAGUUCGCGCUCUUGCUAAAGAGAGACAAAAGAAGGACAACCACAAUUUAAUUGAACGAAGAAGGAGGUUCAACAUCAACGACCGCAUCAAAGAACUGGGAACUUUGAUCCCUAAGUCAAAUGACCCAGACAUGCGCUGGAAUAAGGGCACCAUUCUCAAAGCCUCAGUGGACUAUAUAAGGAGGCUGCAGCGAGAGCAGCAGCGAGCGAAGGAGCUUGAGUGCAGGCAAAGGAAGCUGGAGCACGCAAACCGCCAUCUGAUGCUUCGUAUACAGGAAUUGGAAAUCCAAGCCCGGGCCCAUGGUCUCACAGUGGUGUCAUCCCCAUCUAUCUGCACAUCAGAGUUAUUGGCACGAGCCAUUAAACAGGAGCCCACCCUGGAUGACUGCCCAUCAGAGCUCUACACUAACAGUUCAUCCUCUGACAUGUCCCCUCCGACCACACUAGACCUCAACAACGGCACAAUCACCUUCGACCAGAUUCCUGCAGACGCAGUGGACCCCGGGCCCUAUGGGAACUCCAGGAACUGUAAAAUAAAGGAGUUGGUAAGGGACAACACCUUGUCCUCCAUGUCCCCAGACAGUUCCAACAACAUCAGCAGCCGUCACAGUUCCAGCUCCAGUAUGGAGGAGAAGGAGCACAGCUGUUAGCAUUUUCCCAGUGCUGUGAAACACACUGACUCUCACCCAGUCUGUAGCAUCCCAUUAAUGAGGCUCUGGAAUUAAAUUAUCCACAUGACUAAGUGGAUUGAGGAACCUGAAGCUAAUUUAAUUUUGACUCUAUAUUAUAUAUACACUUUCUUAAAGUGCGUGAAAAGCAAUAAAAAUGAUCUUCUUAUGAACGACACUGAUAAAUAUGAUCAGUGUGCUUACAGUGUUUGUACAGAAUAUUAAAUAAAUAGAAAAUAAACACUACGGUCAAACCACUACUUUAACAAAAAUGAAGAGAAGCAACAUUUUUAACAUUUUGGUCGUAGUUUAACAACAUACGGUACACAAAACACAGAAUUGGUUUAGCUAGAUCUUGACCUCUUCCUCUUUUGGUGCUAGCAUUACUCGGCUCGGCUCUUUUUUUUGUUCUGUUUUUUUCAUCAGGGAUAAUACUUGUUACU